Molecule: messenger RNA, 1062 nt
Organism: Cladocopium goreaui
Lineage: Eukaryota; Dinophyceae; Suessiales; Symbiodiniaceae
Source: the annotation of a GenBank genome assembly
AUGUUUCAGCUGCUGUGCCAUUUGGUCUUUGCUGUUGUGAUGCCAGGCGAUCGAUGUGAUGCGCAGGGGCACACUGACAGUAGUGGACUCCGUGUUGGCAGCUGCUGCAGUGGCUUGAGCGCAGAACUUCUGGCCUUGGAGAUGUUAAGGGUAUCGUUUGUGAGUUGCGUGGCGUGUGAAAUCGAUCACAAGUUGCUGAAUUUGAACCAUGCAAUGCAUGGCCAUUGCAAUGUCUUUUCAGAUUGCUGCACAGAGGAAUUCUUAGCUUCUCCAAGCUGUGACUUAUUUGUAGCAGGUUUUCCGUGCCAGCCUUUCAGCAAAGCAGGAAACAACCAUGGCAUCCUGGACCCACGCGGUCAUGUGAUUUUCUGGAUCCUGCGGUGGCUGUGGCUUCACAAGCCCUUGUGCUUCAUUUUGGAGAAUGUGGGCAAUUUUGCUCAACAACACAAAGAGACUUUGGACAUGAUUAUUAGCAUCCUGACCGUCAUGAAUAUAUACCACGUGGAAUGGAAAGUGCUGGAGAAUUCUGCGGUUGGUUGGCUGCCGCAACAUCGGGAGCGCAUUUUCAUCUGCGGGGUUCGCAAAGCUUCAUUGCUUAGGCCGUUUGUCUGGCCAGGGGAUGUGGCCAUGCUUCCUUUACGAAACUACUUUAAGGAAAACAUCCAGCAUCAAGAAGAGCUGGGCAUGGAUUCCCUGAACAACACGGAGAAGAAUAAUGUGCAGAAGCUUGCUGCCAAUGUCGCAAAACAGGGCUGGAUUCUCGGACACGAGGAGUAUGUUUGUGACAUUUCGGGCAGCGUGCCUCACGCUAUGUGGGGUGUAAGUCCAUGCUUGACAGUGACCCGAGCUGGCUCUUCAGGCCAUUGGCUCUCCUGGCUUGAGCGUAAGAUGACAACCCGCGAGAUUCUCAGCCUUCAAGGCAUCAGUCUCGAAAGGGUUGGUGAUUACUGGCACCAUAUGUCAGAACGCCAGCUACGCCGAGCAGCUGGAAAUGCUGUGCCGGUACCACUGCUGGCGCGAGUGAUCAAGAUGGUUCUGAUUGCUUGUGGGAAGGUGCAUUAA